ACAACUCGCUGCUUGCACAAAAUCCAUCGAGACUCAAUACCAAAAUGGAGAAGAACUCACAAUUUUUAAAACCAUUCAUUCCCGCCGACGAUCAUCGCUUCCAAUUCGAACUCUACACCAUCCCCGCCACUUCCGAUUGGUUUUCUUGGGAUAAUAUUCAUGAAAUUGAGAAAACGUCGUUAAAAGAGUUUUUUGAUGCUAGUUCAUUGACUAGAAACCCUAGGGUUUACAAAGAGUAUAGAGAUUUUAUUAUUUCCAAGUACAGGGAAGAUCCUUCUAGAAGGUUAACUUUUUCCGAAGUCAGGAAAUCUUUGGUUGGCGAUGUUACUUAUUUGCUUAAGGUAUUUUCGUUUCUCGAUAAAUGGGGUUUGAUUAAUUUCGGUGCUCCCAAAGCGAGUGAUGCGGAUAAUGAUGGUGAUGAGGAUCAGAAAUGGAAGGUUAAAGUGGAAGAUGGGCCUCCUCAUAGUAUGAGGGUUGUUGCCAUCCCUAAUUCUUUGAAGCCGGUUUUGUUACCGGAUAGUGUGAGUGAUAAGAGUGGCUUUCGUGAUGUGGAGAGUGAUUUCAAAAUGCCGCCACUUUCGUCUCAUUCGGAUGUUUACCAGGAUUUGAUUGCUUUGGUUUGUGGCAGUUGUAAGGGGCCGUGCAAGUCUGGUCAUUAUGAGUAUACCAAGGACGGGAGUUCUAUACUUUGCAGCAAGUGCUUCAAAAAUGGAUCUUAUGGAGUGAACAAGUCGGCUGAUGAUUACAAAUUUGUUGCCCACAAUCCUGAAAAUGAGAGUCAUGUUGUGGCAUGGACUGAAGCAGAAACAUUACUUCUUCUAGAAUCUGUAUUGAAACAUGGAGAUGACUGGGAUCUUGUAGCUCAAAAUGUUCAAACUAAGAGCAAACUAGAUUGUAUUUCAAAACUUAUACAGUUACCUUUUGGGCAACUUAUGUUGGGACCCUCAUAUGAUAGAUUUAGAAAGCGGGACACCAAUAACAUUACAAACAAUCAGAAACGAGUACAAGGAGGCCCUCAAGCCACUCAGGAUGCUAAAGAUAUUGGAAGUCAACAUGUUGAACUUGAAAGCAAGAGUCAACAGAAUGGUGACAUUGAUAGUGAAGGCCCUCCUCCAAAGAGAAUAUGCAUUACACCAAUUUCAGAUUCCAAAGACCAUGAAAUGGAGCUGACAAAGGAUGAAGAGGAACAAGAAGAGCCGUUGGUAGUUCUAUCUGAAGAGAUUAGAGAAGAAGAUACUCAAGAUUUUGUGCUCAAGAAUCAUAAGCAGCAGGAUGGAGAAGAUAGUCAAGGUUUAGAGAUUAAGAAUUAUAAGCAGCAGGAUGGAGGCUUGGAGGACCAUGGUCCAGUGAAGAAAGGCUAUUCAAAGCCGCUUCUCAAUAUGGGCAAUUCAUUGAUGCAGCAGAUUGCUCGCAUAUCUGCUGUGGUUGGUCCACAUGUUGCAGCUUCUGCAGCUGAAGCUGCUGUUACAGCUCUUUGUGAUGAAAAUGAAAUUCCAAAGGAAAUUUUUGAUAUUGAAGAAGACGGAAAGGAGCCUGAAAGGAUUGCCCAAGGCAACGGAUCAGAGAUGGAUACAAGGCCCGAUAAAUUAGUAGAAAAGGGUGUAAUACCUUUACAAUUAAGGAUGAGAGCUACAAGUGCAACAGCUCUUGGUGCUGCUGCUGCGCAUGCCAAAUUAUUAGCACUCCAAGAAGAUAGAGAAGUUGAAAGUCUGGUGUCAGCAGUAGUUAAUACGCAGUUAAAGAAGCUGCAACAUAAGAUGGAGCUACUGAAAGAGCUAGAGGCGAUAAUGGAAAAAGAGUCUGCUCAGAUGGUGGAGCUGGAAGAAUCACUACUAACAGAGCGAAUGGAUGCUGCGCAGAAGGCCAUUGAUGCUGGGUUAGGUAGAUGGAGGGAUCGUAUGAUUGCGAAGUCCCCAGUAGAGACUAUACUCUAAAUUGAAACCUAGUUUAGAUUAGCCUGUUUUUAUCAGAGUCACUUCACUUCUAAUUAUUUAAUCUGUAAGAUGUAGAAUUUGUAUGAAUAAUAGUUCACUUCUAAGCACAGGUCAAGAUUUGUUAGAUGAUUUUAAUUAUUGGGUCUAUAGCAUUCCUCUUCCGCUC
This is a messenger RNA of Erigeron canadensis, 2100 nucleotides long. RefSeq names its product SWI/SNF complex subunit SWI3A. Bases 45 to 1934 code for a protein of 629 amino acids. The record is from RefSeq and is a predicted model, not a curated record. The transcript has 8 exons. NCBI's taxonomy places the organism in Eukaryota, Viridiplantae, Streptophyta, Magnoliopsida, Asterales, Asteraceae. Gene Ontology annotation, molecular function: protein binding.